This is a messenger RNA of Mesorhabditis belari, 1893 nucleotides long. The record is from the annotation of a GenBank genome assembly. Lineage: Eukaryota; Metazoa; Nematoda; Chromadorea; Rhabditida; Rhabditidae.
AUGAGCCGGCUAUCUUUCGAUUUACUAUUCCUACGGCGACUGUGCACAUUAUUGAGACUACUCUUUCCAAUAAAUAAACAUUCAAUUACAUUAUACCUGACAGGAGCGGUUUUAUUAGGAACUUUUCUAGAUCAAAUUACCACUUAUUUUGUCGGAGUGGUACCUAGCGACUUUUACGUGGCCUUGGGAAAUCGUGAUUCAAACACCUACAAGGUGCUCAUUGUAAAAGCGGUACUCAUCAUUUUGGGCAAAGCUUUGACCCUAGCCGGCGUAAAAUAUGUUACCUCAUUGUUGUAUCUACGGUGCCGCAAGAUUUGUGACUAUGCCUUACACAGGCUAUACUUUAAACGCCACGCUUUCUACAAGGUCAACAACAAUUUGGAGAAAAUGGAUAAUCCCGAUCAACGAAUGACACAAGACGUGGAGAAAUGCACUCGAUUGCUUUGUGUCGAUUUGAUCGGACCCGUCUUGAGCGCACCAUUUGUGAUUUCAUAUUAUGCUUAUUUGACGUAUCAAAGCACUAAUUGGAUGGGUCCUGUAGCAAUUCUCGUCUAUUUUUUUGUAGCCACACUGGCAAACAAAGUGAUUUUGUCUCCAAUCGUGAAUCUCGUCAACGAGCAAGAAAAACGAGAAGGAGAUUUUCGACAAAAACAUAUGGAGAUUCGGACGAACAGUGAAGCGAUCGCUUUCUAUCAUUCGGGUUUAAUCGAAAAUGUGCUUACGAAUCAGAAGUUGAACGCUUUACUGACAGCUCAACGAAAGCUAGUGGAUUGGCGUUUUGUUCUAAGCACCGAAUUGACGGGAAUCGUUUCAAGGACAGCUUUCUACUAUUUAUACUUGAUCUACUGCUUCACAAAUCUCAUAAAUCUUUCCGAGAAAUUAGGCGAUAUGGCCGGUGUCACGCAUCGUGUGAUCGAAUUGUUGGAAGAGAUGAGGAAACUGCACGCGGAUUGUCUUGAAACAGAACGUCCUCCAUCAACCGUUCCAUCGAGUGUUGUGGUGAUGGCUUCUGAUGAUAAUUCGGAUGAAGGAAAAGAGAAAAUUCGGAGAAGAGAUCCAAAUACGAUUGCCGAACUUCAUGGAAAACAACUCAUUGAUGGAGAUGAUGAGGAAGAGGCCGCCUUUUUAUUGCAAGGCGGUGAUCGAGAAGAACCAGAUUGGCCGGAUGAUGGCGUUGCAUUGACUCUUGACUCAUCCACACUCGCUAAACCGCAUGAUCCGAAUUCGAUUCUUGUUUGUAAUCUUUCACUCCAAAUCGCGCAGGGACAGAAUCUGUUGAUCAGCGGUGAUUCGGGAGUCGGAAAGACGUCACUGUUUCGAUUAUUCGCCGGAUUGUGGCAUUGUGCUGGUGGCAAAGUUGAUCGUCAUUGGAAGACUCGAGCACACAACCUCUUCUUCGUCUCUCAAAAACCAUAUCUACCAUCGGGAGGGACAACAUUAAGGCAACAAAUCGUUUAUCCUGUCAAAGCUUUGCCUGUUGAUAAAGAUCUGACUCGUCUCACGAACAUUUUGGAGAUAGUGAAGCUGGAAUAUUUGAUCGAUCGAUGUGGUGGAUACGAUAUUCCGGUGGAUUGGGAUUGGAUGGAUACUCUAUCACCGGGUGAGGCUCAACGUCUUUCAAUUGCUCGUGUUCUCUACACAAAACCAAGAGUCGUUUUCUUGGAUGAAGCCACGUCGGCGAUUGGAUUUGAAUUGGAAAUGGCUAUUUAUAAAGCAUUUGAACAGGAAGGUAUCACUGUCGUGUCAAUCGGUUAUCGUUAUUCUCUCAAACAACAUCAUGAUAUGGAACUACGAUUGACUGGACAUGGUGAAUGGAAAUUAACAGAAAUCGACUCAGCAUCGAUCGUUUCACGAACACAAAGUAUUUUGGGAACUGAUACAGUACUCUCACUC